ACUGUGACUGCACGGCUGUUGUUGCAAAGGGCGUGGGCAUUGUUGUUGUUUUUUUUAUUAUCAUGUUAUUAUUAUGCACAGCUUCAUGGACACUCAGGAUGUAUUCUUCAACUCGCAGCUGCCUGUGAGCUUCGACACCUGCGAGGAAAAAUUACGGAUGAAAAAACAACAGUGUCGGCUUCUUUCACCCGGACUGAACGUUUGACACUCGAACGCAACCCUUUGCUAUAGAUAUAUACUUCCGACCAAAUGCAAUAAGAUAAAUAGACCCUUAUCUGUUUGUUUUUCCUCUGUAGCCUCAGCUAGGCUGGUGACUUUGCUUUCCAGAGCUUCUUAUGGCUUUUAUCAGCACUGCAGAUUUAGGAGAAUAGUGAUAAGUCAGAUAUGGCAGUGAGCACAUCUGAGCCGCUCUGCCAGCCGUGCGAUUACCAUGAAGCUUUCAAAGUGGAGUUACAGGUGAAGAAACCUCUGAUGCCUGUCCAGCUGAGUCCAGAGCAGGUGGGCCUAGAGAUGUUGUGUCUCUGUGGGCAGCUGGACCUCCUCAUCAGGGCACAGAUGCAGCAGUUCCAGGAGCAGUUGGGACAAGGCUGCAGCCCAGAGGAGGCAGACACUUUCCAGGCUCAAGGAUCAGAGAUUCUUGACCAGAUGCUGCAGUGCCUUGAACAUCUACCAAAGCCUAUGCCACAGCUGGAGGACUACCUGGACUUGGUGGGUCUGUCAGUCAUGUUUCCUCGUGUGGAGGUGUUCCUCAUCCAGGGCAGCCCAGUGGACAUGUUAGAGAGGCCACCGAUGGAUGAAUACUUCUACCACGUGGCCAGACUGAACCAGCUCCUGGUGCUAAGUCAACAGCUAGAAGAAGAUAUCAGGCACCUUGGGAGUCAUAAAUACAUUGCCCACCAGCUCUCGGUUAUUUAUCAAGUCGUCAGCUCUUUCAGAGGAAUUCAGGCUUUCUCUGAAAUAAAGAAAGACAUCGAGGCCAACUUCAAACAGAUGAAGCAGUCUCUUGCGGUGGAGGAAGGCUCCAGGCAUGAACCUCAGCUGGCUGCUCACUACAUCAACUGGAUAUUAGAACUCACUCAAAGCUUAACAUCGGUGGUGCUGAUGCUACCGGAGGAGCUGACGGAGGACAUUCACCAGGCCGUGACCUUCAUGUCACAGUUCCUGUCCUGACUUCGUGUCUGAUGCACCGGGAGCUUCUGAAUGAACUGAUUUUGUUACAACCAGUGGUGGAAAGUAACUAAGUAAAUUUAAUCUAGUGCUUAAGUACACAUUUGAGGCUAUUGUGCUUUACUUGAAUAUUUCCAUUUUAUGCCACUUUAUACUUCUACUCCACUUCACCUCAGAGGAAAAUACACUUUUUACUCUGCUACAUUUAAAUGACAGUUUUGGUUACUUUUAUUUUUUCUACCUGUCCAGUAAAAAACAUGUAUCUCCAGAAGUGAAUGUGUGAGAUGAACUGAAUGAUGAAGAGUUCCUCUUUUGAGCUGAAUAAACUCUUUAAAACCCCUCUUGGAUGAGCUGGAAAAUACAUCGUCACAAUGCUGAAAACAAGCUGUUUUCUCAUUAAAAAGUUUAAUUUUUAGAGAUACGUGGUUAUCACUGGACAGCUACGCUCCGAACAUAUAAGGAUCUUAAACAGCUACACCAGGAAAAUGCAACAUAUACAAUAAUUCAGCUGUUAAAUAAUCCAAAAACAUCAUAAAUAACAAUAAAACACUGACAGGGAAAAUUUUACUGCACACUUCUUUCAUAUAAGUACUUUUCACUGAUAAUGCUUCCAGACUUUUUCAUUAAGGUUUUGAAUUCAGGACUUUUACUUCAGUAAAUGUUCUGAAUACUUCCACCACUGGUUAUGACUGUGCAAAGG
Messenger RNA from Centropristis striata (black sea bass), 1867 nucleotides. RefSeq lists its product as uncharacterized. The transcript has 7 exons. The record is from RefSeq and is a predicted model, not a curated record. The coding region runs from base 385 to 1170 and encodes 261 amino acids. Lineage: Eukaryota; Metazoa; Chordata; Actinopteri; Perciformes; Serranidae.